Messenger RNA from Etheostoma cragini (Arkansas darter), 1284 nucleotides. RefSeq names its product interferon-induced protein 44-like. The transcript has 7 exons. Lineage: Eukaryota; Metazoa; Chordata; Actinopteri; Perciformes; Percidae. The record is from RefSeq and is a predicted model, not a curated record. The coding region runs from base 207 to 869 and encodes 220 amino acids.
GAGCAAACCACUCGGAACAAGCUCCUCAACUUCUCAGCAUACCAUGGAGGGAAAUAAACUGGAGAGACAAACAGAGGGAUCUGCAGUAUGUAAAUAACUACAAACCUCAGACUGAGGGCCGCCUGCUCAGGAUUCUUCUUCAUGGUCCGGCUGGAGCUGGAAAAUCCAGUUUCAUCAACUCUGUCCAAAGUGUCUUACUUGGCAGAAUGUACACACUUGCUUUGGCAAACAACACCUUUAGCAGCUGUUUCACCAAAAAGUACACAACCUACAAGAUCAAAAAAGGCGCAGACACCUUUUACCCUUUUGUUUUCAAUGACAUCAUGGGCCUGGGUCCAACCAAUGGGGUCCAAGUAAAAGAUGUAAAUCUGGCUAUGAAGGGAAAGGUGAAGGAGGGUUACAAGUUCAAUCCUGAUUCUAAGUUGUCAAAGGAUGAUCAAUUCUACAACAAAGGUCCAACCAACAACGACAAAGUGCAUGUUUUGGUUUGUGUCAUUAACGCCACCACAGUAUCUCAACUAAGUGAAAAUAUUGUGAAGAAGAUUCGGGAGAUAAGGAAGGAAGCCACUGACCUGGGUAUUCCUCAAGUGGCCAUUCUCACCAAGAUUGAUCAGGUCUGUCCUGAAAUCAAAGAAGAUUUACAGAAUGUCUACAAGGUCAAUUACCUGAAGGAAAAGAUGAAGCAGUUCAGUGUAAAUGUGGGAAUUCCGAUGAACUGCAUCUUCCCUGUGAAGAACUACGAUGAAGAAAUCAACCUCGACGACGACGUUGACUCACUGAUCCUGAGCGCCCUGAGAAACAUCAUCAACUUCGGAGACGACUGCAUCAACUUCCGCAAAAAUCCGAGUCGUGCUGUCAUGUCAAAAUAACAAUCUGUGACAUUACCAGCAGGAUUUCUAACAAUCUAAUAUUUAUUACUUUUUGCUUACCACAUUUGUGGGUGUAUUACUUCAAAGCCCUUGAAAACUUGCCUUCAAAUCUUCAGUUUGUCUCAGUAACAUGAAAUAUUAAUGACUAAAGUUAAUGACUAAAUAAGCAGCCAUAAAGUAAAAAAAAACAUGAUUGGGUAUUAUAAGAGUUCACUCAACCACUCAGUUAAUCUGCUACUGUAGGAAUAUGUAGGUUUGGUUUAAUCAGAUUUAAAUUACAUGUGUCAUGAGAUCAUGAAACAUCUUUUUCAUAUCAGUGAGGAGACAACAGACAAACAUUUCUCAUGUAAAUUGACUGAAAUUGUUCUAACUUUGUAUAUUAUGUGUUAAUGUAAGAAUUCAUCACUUAUAAUUU